Doryrhamphus excisus (bluestripe pipefish) is the source of this 2683-nucleotide messenger RNA. It is a transcript of the gene cbln2b, whose product is annotated as cerebellin 2b precursor. Gene Ontology annotation, cellular component: synapse. Gene Ontology annotation, biological process: maintenance of synapse structure. Gene Ontology annotation, molecular function: protein binding. The record is from RefSeq and is a predicted model, not a curated record. Lineage: Eukaryota; Metazoa; Chordata; Actinopteri; Syngnathiformes; Syngnathidae.
GGCUGUUGGAUGAAUCAGAAGCAGACAUGAGAAAGCAGAAGCAGCAGUAGCGGUGGAUAAAUGACACACACACACACACACAUACGCACACAGUGAGUCAAGUCUCUCCUGUUUACCAAAAACAAACACAAACUCCAUCGGUCGAAGUGUGAGUGUGUUCCUAAUUGCGAGGAGUUACACAAAGAAUGGGCGUGGAUUAUCCAUCGAAAGAGAGCCCAGAGACCUUGGCUGUUUUUUUUUUUUUUUUUUUUUUGGAUGAGCAUCUGAGCGCUCGGCUCAGUCGGUGAGCGGCAGAAGAGGAACCAGCAGCAUGGAGUGCGCAGGGAGUGCAGCAUCCUUUGUGUGAAUCCUUCCCCCCCAAAAAAAGCCAAGUAAAGGCGCGCAGGAAGGAGGGGAGCCGGGGGAGUCAGAGGGUCGUUUAAGAGUGAGAUACAAGGAGAGAGGGAGGGGAGAAGGGUAGGCAAGUCUGGACCAGGUGAUUGAGUGCUAACAAACCUCCAAGGGGGCUGCUGUGGGUUCGAACACAGGAUCAGCGACCAUGGUGCCAGCGCGCUGCCCGGGACUGGCCCUCCUGCUCCUCCUCCUCUUCCUGGGGUGCGCCGUGGUCGUGUGCCUCGGCCAGAACGACACGGAGCCCAUCGUGCUGGAGGGGAAGUGUCUGGUCGUGUGUGACUCGAACCCUUCCUCGGACGGAGCGGUCACUUCUUCUCUCGGCAUCUCGGUGCGCUCCGCAGGGGCGAAGGUGGCUUUUUCGGCCGUGCGUGGAACCAACCAUGAGCCGUCGGAGAUGAGCAACACCUCCAUGACCAUCUACUUUGACCAGGUUUUAGUCAACAUCGGCAACCAUUUCGACCUGAAAGCGAGUGUUUUCCAGGCUCCGAGGAGGGGGAUUUAUAGUUUCAGCUUCCAUGUAGUGAAGGUCUACAACAGACAAACCAUUCAGGUAAACCUGAUGCAGAACGACUACCCGGUGAUAUCAGCCUUUGCCGGGGACCAGGACGUCACACGGGAGGCGGCAAGUAACGGAGUACUGCUGAUGGUGGAGCGGGAGGACCGCGUUUACCUGAAGCUGGAGCGAGGCACCCUCAUGGGCGGAUGGAAAUACUCCACCUUCUCAGGCUUUCUGGUCUUUCCUCUAUAAUCUGACCCCGGGAUGGGACUCUGCUUGGAUCACCAACAACAUGCAAUUUAUUUUCAACAAGAACAGCCAAGGAAGACGACGAAUAUCCUAAUGAUCCACAAAACCUCCCACCUACCCAACCUCCCUCCUUCUCCUCCUCACAUUCGUCUAUCUAGUCUAAUAUGAACCUUGGAGAUUCACAAAUUCAUCAACUUUACGCAAGCAGGACGUCGUGGUGGUGUUGGGAAUUUUUUUUUUCUGGCCUGGAAAACCAAACGGGACAAAAGCAACAAAGGAAAGGACAUAAAGUGGAAGAAGCGACCAGUGUGUUAUGCUCUAUUUUAAGUUUUGUAUAGCCUUAAAGAAUAUAUGGUUUCCGUCCAAGUGAAGUAUAUGGAAUUAUUGGACAACCACAGAAAGAAGUGAUUUUUUUUUUUUUUUUUUUUUUUUUGCUCGAAUGGAUGUUUUUGUGCCGUCAAUCGUUUUACGUUUGGAUGCUGAAAAUAAGCCAAAUCAGGGCCGCCAGAAGAGUCGUUUAUGAAAAGAAGAAGAAGCCGCCAAAAAGGACGUGACUCAGAGAGCCCUUUUACCGAAAAAAAAGAAGAAUGAAUCUAUCAUUUAUGAAGUACAUAUUCACAUUUAGUGUGUGUUCGACAUUGCGGAAUCUGCUUAUAGCUUUUGAUUGAUUUUACUGUUCAGUGACGUUGCUCACCAAAUGUACAAUGUGGAAACAAUAGAAGAAUCCCUAUAUAUGUCCCGCUUAAUAAAAUAUAUUGUAUUGUAUAGACUAAGCGCUUACUUUUUAUUGGAAAUGAGCUGGAAACUUGGCAGGGCUCGUGUCAUGUCAAUGAGGCCUGCUGGUCGCUGUCCGUGGUGCUGAAACCAGAAAGGUUCAAAUAAGAAUCCUGUGGUAGAAAAUGAUGAAAGGGUAGUCGGAUGUAAAUGUAAUCAUUCAUACAGUUCAUUCAUACAUUCAUAAAGCUGCCGAUUAAUCGAUUAUUCACUUUGACUAUUUUUGUAUUCGAUUAAUCGUUUUUUUGGUUUGAUAUUCUCCGAUUUCAACCUUUCCAAGAGACAUCUUUAACUCUUUUCUGAUGCAGUAUGUUGCUUGUGUUUGGUUCCUAAUGAUUGGUGCAUUUCGGGAAGGGGUGUCCAAAGUGUGUCCUGGGGGCCAUUUUUGGCCCUCGGAUGCUUUUUAUUGGCCCACUGCCAAUAUAAAAAUAUUGAAAAAAAAAUUCAAAACUUAAAAAAAAAGAAAAAAUCAGCAGCAAUUUCAGAAAUAUUGUGAAAAUAUUAACAGAAAAACGUUAAAAGGUUUGAAUUUUACAAGUAUAAUGCCAUAAUAUGACAAAAAAUAACAAUUUUAGUCGAAUAAAGAUUAAAUAUUAAAUACUUUUUUUUAAGUUUUGGAAAAUUCGGUUGCAGAAGAAGUUGUCUGUUGAGAAUUCAGUCAAAAUAUUAAGAAAUGACUUGUUCCAUGCAAGGCAGGGGUUUCCAAAGUGCAGGCGGGGGGGGGCCAUUUGCGGCACAUUCUCAAAAAUAUAAUUCGACAAGAAACAAAAA